This is a messenger RNA of Phymastichus coffea, 1756 nucleotides long. RefSeq lists its product as uncharacterized. The coding region runs from base 279 to 1517 and encodes 412 amino acids. Gene Ontology annotation, biological process: positive regulation of transcription by RNA polymerase II. The record is from RefSeq and is a predicted model, not a curated record. The transcript is spliced from 5 exons. Gene Ontology annotation, molecular function: transcription coactivator activity; histone acetyltransferase activity; chromatin DNA binding. NCBI's taxonomy places the organism in Eukaryota, Metazoa, Arthropoda, Insecta, Hymenoptera, Eulophidae. Gene Ontology annotation, cellular component: transcription regulator complex; histone acetyltransferase complex.
AGUUGGUUAAUAGCACUGUAAACUGUUGUAUUAUUUUUUAAGGGUGGAGUAAAUAUUGAUGGUAAUUAAUUUAUAGAUAGGGAUUGGAGUUGAUUUUCUUUCAUAUUACAAGGCUUUCAGAUUAGUGAAUUAGAUUUUUUAAGGGAUUCUGUGAAAGAAGGUGCAAAAUCGCUUGAUUUCUGCAAAACGUUUAUGUCUAUAGACAGUUUGGUCACCAAUUUUUCUUUAAAAUCAAGUACAAUAUAAUUAGUAUUUUCGGCUUUUAGUGGACUGUUCCGAUGGCAGAAAGCAAUAUGGAACAAGAUCAGGAAUCUAAGAACGGAGUGGAGAGUGGUUUUAAGGAGAUGUCAGCGGCACUGGACGAUGUGCGUAACCAAGAAAUUGAGAUGAAAAACCAUGUACAUCAACCAGCAGAAAUGCACGAGAUAGAGAGAAAACGUUGGCAUGAAGAAUGUCAAAAAAUGCACAAAGAGCGUGACCGUCUGUUGAAGCAAGGAGCUGAAAAACCAAAACCUAAAGUCGCUGGAUUACGCAUGUCGUCACGCGUGAUCGGCAGCUCGAAAACUUCUAGUUCGGCCAGCCAUACUGGAAAUCGCAUGAGAAAUUUUAACGAAUUUCCAGAUGGUUUCAAGAAAAAAUUAUUGGAAAUGGUACGUCAAAAGCAUCAUAUACUUGCAACCAGUCUUCAAAGGCAAAGACAAGCUCUGGAAAACGAUGAUGCUGCAAGAAUCUUAAAUGGUCUAUCUAUAUCUGAACGGAGUGACCAACCACGUCCAGUAAUUUUCCCACAACCUAAGGAUAGAGAACGAUUAAGAAAAAAAGUUGAAGCAAAUCUAAUUGAAAACGAAAAUCUUACUAUACGUCGACGAUUGCAACAACAACUCUCAUCAGUAUUACACGCUCAAACCUGUCAAAGUAGGAAAACGGAAAAUACGGGUAUCGCCGCAUUAUGCUACGUACCAUUUUGUUCCGUUACUAAUAAGCUUCUCGAGCAUAUAAGAACGUGUACUUUUGUUACGAAAUGUCCAACGCCUAUGUGUAGCUUAACUCGCGAGGCGUUGGAGCAUUACAAAAAUUGUACGACAGACAGUUGUGAUAUCUGUCACCCCGCCAAACGAGAAUCAAUUGCAUCGCAAGAGCAGUUACUUAAGUUCAUGGAAAUGGUUUGCAAAAGAUUGACCGAUGAUAAUUCCGUGGAGACACCGAGUGUAUCCAACAUUCUAAUUCCUCGGGUUAAUCCUAUAUUGAACCCGGAUCCUACUGGGAUGCCGAGUUUACCAAAAAUAUCUUCUCCAAUUCUUCCUGGCACUGAAUUAAUACCUAUACAGAGGGCGAGGAUGACACAUGUACCUGUUCCAAUUAUGAUCAAUCCUACAAGAUUAUGUUCGCAAACGCCUGGUGCAAUAAGUUUGUCACCUUUCUAUGAUCUUCCCUCUAUCUCAAUUAGACCUACAGAGACUCAAACAGAGGAGGCUUCUGCGGAAACAAUGAUGGAAGGUUCUGAUGAACAUAAAUAAAUUGCAUUUUAGUUUGAACGAUUUAGGAUUAUUCAUACAUAUAUAUCUAUAUGUAUGUAUAUAGAUAUAUGUAUUCUUAGCUUCAUGACGUUUUUUAUUACGUAAAAGUCUAGUUUUUACCUGUAUAUAUGUACAAGGUCUACACAGCCGAUAGUUUUUUAUUCAGCAUUAAAUAGUUUAUGAAUAUAUUGUACAAUUCUACAACAAUAAUUGUAUUUUCUGAAUAAUAGAAAACGUUU